Molecule: messenger RNA, 3463 nt
Organism: Octopus sinensis (East Asian common octopus)
Lineage: Eukaryota; Metazoa; Mollusca; Cephalopoda; Octopoda; Octopodidae
Product: neurogenic locus protein delta-like
Exons: 9
Coding region: 1537-3411 (624 amino acids)
Biological process (GO): Notch signaling pathway; cell communication; multicellular organism development
Cellular component (GO): membrane
Molecular function (GO): Notch binding; calcium ion binding
Source: RefSeq, a predicted model, not a curated record
UUUUCUUUUUUCAUUACCCUACGCCUCAUCCUUUUACCCCCUCACACUUCCUUUAAUCAAUCACCGACUCAACCUACCCCUAAUCUUAUCUGUAGCCUUACAGGUUAGUUCACAAAAGAAUACGCGCGCCCGCACACGCUCUCUCUCUCUCACACACACACACACACAUAUAUAUAAUAACAUAUACGCACAUACACAAAUACAAGCUGUUAUGCACGAACGGAUACACAACCAGUCCGACACGUGCUCGCUUACAAACACACACAAGCGCACACACGCGUACGCACACACAUCUACAAGCGCACCGAGGGCUUACUUAUAUUGUACCUAUCUUCGCUUAUAUACUCAUACACACGUGCGCGCGUGUAGAGGCAGUUAUACACACGUAUACAUACAUCAGUGCGUACGUACAUACUAUAAGACUGUCCCAGUUCGGCGGCUUGCAGGCCUGCUCGUGCUUACACACGCAAAAAGAAGAAAAGGGAAAAAAUGACUAUACAACAAAAAGGAAUAAUAAUAUUAUAAAAAAAAAGAAAUACUUACUUUACACGCGCCUUACUAUGUAGGCCUGACAUUAGAUAUAGAUACACCCAUGAAUAAACAUACACACACCUCUAUAUACAUACACAGAUUCAUGCGUGUAUACACACGCCAGCCACACGUCACGAAAUCCCGGGACUUAAAAAGUUUGUUUUGUUUUUUUUGGUCAGAAACCUUAACAAGGAUACAGAGAGGAUAUGUUUUUUAACUACUGCGGAUCAUCUGAUGAGAUUUAAUUGAUAAAAGCAAAGAGAGAAAGUUACGCUGUUCAUUAAAUGCUAAUUAAAUAAGCGAUAAUAGCGAAGAAAGAAAGAAGAAAUAUCGCUCUAAACGAACGAGACAGAAAGACCGAUAAUAGCCCGGUUUUAAAACAGAAAGUUACGAGCAAAGCGGGAAUUAUAAUAUAAAAUAUAACCGUAAAUAUUUAUGUACAUUAAGAGUGAAAUACGUAUAUAAUUAUUACAAAAGUAACAAUUAUAUAUUUCUGUUGGGCAAACUUUUAUGAAUGCAUUCAUUUAUUCGCUAUUGAUCUUUCAUCGUUCGAUUGAUUUUUUAAUUUUAACUUUUUAUUUUUCAAACGGGUGCUUGUAAUUAAACUGUUGGCAAGCGAACACCUCUCUAUGAGAACAACUAAAACAAUACAAUUCUUUAACAACAAUAUCGCUGUUACUACCAGAAAACAUCAUCGCUUCUAUUACUACUAAUAAUCGCCAUCAGAUGAUCGCAGUCUUGGAAAGUAAACACACAGACCUUCUUACGACCAUGAACCCCAAUCGCUAUUAGAUUUACUUACUACACCGUCAACCGAGACAUCACGACUGCCGUGGUAUAACAAUAUUCAACAGAUACGAGAAAACUUCAGUCGGACAACAUAUAUAUAUAUAUAUAUUCAUAAAGUGACCAAACACUACACUACGCGGACACACGGACACACGUAAAAUUAAACACUUACACACGCACAUUUGGAUAAUUUAUUUAAAACUAUUCUUCGCACAAAUGUCACAUCAACUGCACCGGAUUAUCUGCUUGACGCUGGUUGUGUUGUUAUUGUCUUCGGAGGUGAGCGGCAUAGGUGUAUUCGAAGUCCGGAUAGUUUCUUUCUAUAACAGCGACAGCAUCACCCAAACGCGAACAUGUUGCGAAGGUAUCACUGAAAAUUCUGUUUGCUCACAAAAGUGUCGCACUUACUUUUCCAUAUGCUUGAUGCAUUACCAAAAUCCACCCCCGUUGGAUUCUAAAUGUACUUUUGGUGCUGAUAUGACCCCAGUUUUGGGAGAAAGCACAUUUCAUCUCGGAUCUCAUGCCAACGUCAUUAGAACCAUUGAAUUGCCGUUUUCCUUCGCGUGGCCGCAAUCGUUCACGUUGUCUGUUGAAGCCUGGCACGACAAUCUCAGGAACGAUACAUUUCGAGAUCCUCGCUACAUGAUUCAACGAGUUGUCCAUACCAGCAUCGUGCAACCGUCUCAUAGAUGGGUGAAAAAAGUGAUGCGCUCCAAUAUCACGAUGAUGAGUUUCGAGUACCGUGUCGUUUGUAAUAAAAACUAUUAUGGCAAAAAAUGCGACCACUUUUGUCGAGUUAGAGACGAUGAACUGGGUCAUUACUAUUGCACAGAAAACGGCACCCGAAAAUGUAUGGAAGGCUGGAAAGGAAACUAUUGUGAUCAAGCGAUUUGUCCAGAGCAAUGCCAUAAUUCAUACGGAUCUUGCAAGAAACCGAAUGAGUGCAGCUGCCGAAUUGGUUGGGAAGGCGAGUUUUGCACCAAAUGCAAGAAAGAUCCAAAUUGUUUACACGGUAUCUGUUACGAACCUUGGCAGUGCAUCUGUCAGCAUGGCUGGACAGGUUUCCUGUGCAACAUUGAUAAGAAUUACUGCAGCAAAUAUAAACCCUGUGAAAAUGGUGGAAGCUGUAAAUUUGAUCCAACUUCUAAUUAUACAUGUUCCUGCCCGCCAUCUUUUAAAGGAUCAAAUUGCCAGUACAAAAGGUGUCCGCGAGAAAACCCUUGUAGCAACGAUGGCAAAUGUGUCGAAAUACAUACAGGCUACAGAUGUCACUGUGCCGAAGGCUUCACUGGAGACCGCUGCGAAAAGCACGUGAAAUCAUGCGACAAAAUAGUCUGUGAGAAUCACGGUACCUGUGUUAUGGGAGAAGUAGGUGGCUGGUGCGCAUGCCCAAAAGGUUUUACGGGUGAUUUCUGCGAGAAGGAAAUCAACGAAUGCCAAUCUUCACCGUGUCAGAAUGGAGGUACCUGUGUCGAAUAUUUCGAUGAUUAUGCAUGCUCUUGUCCCAGCGAUUACGGAGGAAAGAACUGUGAACUUUAUCUACCGUGCCCUUGCAGAAACGGUGGUACAUGCAUAGGUCUGAGCCGAUGUGAGUGUCGCAACGGAUUUACUGGACGACGUUGUGAAAUUCUCAUCAAUAAAUGCAAGCGACUUCGCUGCAGGAAUGGCGGUACCUGUUUGUCAUAUGCUCGUGAAGGUCGUGAAGAAUGCAUCUGCCCUCUUGGUAUAACUGGUCCCGAAUGCCAAUAUAAAAACUAUUGUGUACAGAAACCCUGUCUGAAUGGUGGGACUUGCCGAUACCACCAACGUCAACGAAGUUUUAAAUGCUCUUGUUCGAGUGAAUAUAUGGGGAACUGGUGUCAAUACGACAAGCGUACAGCACCGCAAAUUCGGAAUGAACCAGACAGUAGCAACAUGCCCUCGUAUAGAGGCGAGCAGUCGUUUAGAGGCGAGCAGUCGUUUAGAGGCGAGAAGUCAUUUACAGGAAAGCAGCCGAUGUCCCGAGGAAACAGAGUUUUCUCUUUUGCGAAAUUAAUAUAUUUUUUACCCAUACUGACUUUGAACAUUCGUUUGAUGGUGUGUAAUAUAUGAUCUAUCAUACAAAUAGAAUACAUUGGAAAGAAAUUAUAAUGAAGUAUAUUAA